GAGCAGCGCACCCGCUCAAGGAGUGGAGGUGCAAUGGGCGAUGCGGGGGGCACCAGGAUCGAGGCUGGUGCACGCAGUGCCAGCAGCGUGGGAACAGGGGUCCGCCAUGGGUACCGGAGCGCCAGAGUUUGCAGCCGAGCGAGACGCCGCAUCCGAAGCCGAAGGGUCGCUGGGGCGAGGGGCCUCCGCAGACUUCGAGUGCCAAGGAAGACGCCCUCGCGCAGGCCAAGCGUGAGCUGCGGGCCGAGCACUUGCAGGACCCUGGCAAGCACGGCCUGUCGGCGGAGCAGGCGCAGUCGGUCCGCGCGCCCCUGGCUCCGCCGAGCCAAGACGUGGACAUGGAUCCCGCGAAGGCGGAUCUGGCCACGAAGUCGUUGCAGGACCGGAAGGCGUUGGAGGCCAAGCAGAAAAAGGUGGAUCAGGAGCUGGAUUUCCUCAAGGGCCAUCAGACGGCGCUGCAGGAGAUCAACACGGCCAUCAAGUCGAAGGAGACCGCGGACGCCGUCCCCGUCCUCGGCACAGUCCAGCGGAGGGGCCCCCUCGACACUGGCGAGGCGCUGGGCUUGUUGGGGUUCGUGGCGAAGCUGCUGGGCAAGCUGGGGACGUCGCCGCACCUCGGUGCGAUCGAGAAGCCUGUCUGCGAGUUUGUCAUGCUGCUUGGCGAGCAGCGCCAGGCAGUCCAGGACAAG
Prorocentrum cordatum is the source of this 689-nucleotide messenger RNA. The record is from the annotation of a GenBank genome assembly. Lineage: Eukaryota; Dinophyceae; Prorocentrales; Prorocentraceae.